Molecule: messenger RNA, 1592 nt
Organism: Lotus japonicus
Lineage: Eukaryota; Viridiplantae; Streptophyta; Magnoliopsida; Fabales; Fabaceae
Product: protein RGF1 INDUCIBLE TRANSCRIPTION FACTOR 1-like
Exons: 4
Coding region: 405-1136 (243 amino acids)
Source: RefSeq, a predicted model, not a curated record
CCUCCAUAAGUACUACUCCCUCCGGUCCUAUUUAUAAGCAUGAAAGAGAAGAAAAAUCUUGGUCCUUUUUAUAAGAACCAAAUGAAAGUUUGAGCUAUAUUAAUUAUUUUUUUCCAAUGAUGCCCUUAUUAAUUCUAACUUGUAAAAUGUGUCUCAUUAAUUAUUCUCUCUCUUUCUCACUUUCCAACACUAAUAACAAAGGGUAAUUUUGGAAGUUUAUUUUGAUUCAAGACAAAUUUAAUGCAUUUUAUCUAGUUUAACUACAUUUCUUAAACUAUGUGAAUUUUUUUUUUGUUGCUUAUAAAUAGGACCGGAGGGAGUACUCUUUAAUUUAUCAUCAUUCUCUUCUUGUUAUUGAUUACACCUCAGGGAGAUAGUUGAGAAGCUCUAUUGCAACUGAUUCUAUGAUCAUGGGAUAUCAAAAGCCUGCAUGGUUGGAAGCUCUAUACACAGAAAAGUUCUUUGUGGGGUGCUGUUACCAUGAGAAUGCAAAAAAGAAUGAGAAGAAUGUGUGCUGCUUAGAUUGCUGCACAAGCAUUUGUCCUCACUGCCUGCCUUCUCAUCGCUACCACAGGCUUCUUCAGGUUCGGCGUUACGUUUAUCAUGAUGUUGUCAGAUUGGAAGAUCUUCAGAAACUCAUAGACUGCUCCAAUGUUCAGGCCUAUACCAUCAAUAGUGCUAAAGUGGUGUUCAUCAAGAAGAGACCUCAAAACCGCCAAUUCAAAGGGUCAGGAAACUACUGCACUUCCUGUGAUAGAAGUCUCCAAGAACCUUUCAUCCAUUGCUCUCUAGGAUGCAAGGUGGAUUUUGUGCUGAAACACUGCAAGGACCUCACUCCAUACUUGAGGACAUGCAACUCCCUUCAACUAAGCCCUGACUACCUAAUCCCACAAGACAUGGGGGAUGAAGAGAUGACUAAUUCAACAGUUGUUGAUUGUGAUGAGCCAAUGAGUUCAUCUUCAGGAUCAGAGAACAUGAGCAUGGCUUGCACUGAGAUUGUGAGGAAGAGGAGGAGUGGAUGGAGUGUGUGUGCAAAAUUCAUGACCAAAACCAAUAGCUAUAAGGUUUCAGAUGAAGACAUGGCCACAAGCAUGAGUAGAAGAAAAGGCAUCCCUCAUAGAUCUCCUCUGUGUUAGUUAAUUUUUUUUGCUUUACACCACCAAUGAAUAAACACAGCCCCCAACAAAAGAGAGGGACAAAGAAAAAAAUGAAAGAAAGAAAGGAUUACUAGCAGUUUUUUUAUUUUAUUUUACUACUUAAAAUUUUUAAUAAUUUUUUAAUUGCUGUGACAUGAUAAUUUUGACUGGAGGGAAUUGUUCAAUGUCCUCUGUCUCUCGAAGUUGAAGUUUUUUGUUAAAUUAAUCACUUGGUCGGGGGUUUUGUCUUAAUGGCAUCACGUGAUUCCCAAUUCCAAGUUAUGGUCUGUACAUUUAUUUAGUAGUUUUAUAUGUAUACAACAACUAUAUCAUGAUAAUUAAUUAUUCUUAAAUCCUAGUCAAGAAUCCUGCUUUUGACUGGUAAAUUAAAUCUUUAGUAACCACAAAUUGUGUAAAGGUACUCAUUUGUGUAAGAGAACCUGUAUUUGUUUUUUA